AUGGCCGCGUGUGCAGAGGAUGGCAUCCGUGACCCUGUGACCGUCACGGAGGCCUUGGACGCUUUGGUGGUGGGAUCUUUUCAUGCAGGCCAUUUGUUGCGGAUGAUAUUGUUUUGGGCGGUCCUGGCCAUGACUCAGGAAUGUACUCCGUACCUGUUCCCCGGGUUGCGAAAGGGUUUUGAGGCGGAUGAUGAGAGCGUCGCUAGCUUCGCGGCUGCCUUUCCUCUGGGUUGUGUUCUGGGUUCCGUGGCGGCCACCUUCCUUCUGGAUCGGCUCGGCCGGCGGGGCUUUGUGGUAAUCGCGAGCCCAAUGGCCGUUGCCGUAAGCCUGGCCAGCAUAGUGGCUCCGUCCUUCCGGAUUUUGCUGGGGCUAAGGGUAUUGCAGUCCGUUGUGAUAGCAAUUUCGAGAGCUGCGCUCAGCACGUGGUACAUCGAGUUCCUGUCCACGAACUACCGUGGCACCCUCAUGGCCGUGUAUAGCCUUGGCUGGCCACUUGGCAGGGCUGCCGUGAUCCUCACGGCUUCCAUGGCAAAAGAAGACUGGAGCUUAUUUAUGUCCUUGAACGCUCUGGGAUUUACGGCGCUCUUCAUAGUCAUGCACUUGUCCGAGGAGUCUCCGCGUUUCUUGGUUGCUUCGGGUAGGUUGAGUGAGGCCAACGACGUACUGACCAGGCUCUAUGCCAGCAACCGGCAGGCACCAUGGAAGCCGUGCUCCCAACUUUGUCUCGACAAAGCCAGCGCCGAUGCUGGGCCAUCGGAUGACAGUCGGACAUGGUCGAGGCUGUUUGGCAGGGGCAGCCGUCACUUGCUGCUCUUUGCUUGCCUGCUUUUCGCAGUCUUGGCCUCUACAACCGUUUUGCUCGACACCUGGGGUCCGGGGCUGUACCAUACCCUUUUAGCACCAGAGUCUCCGCAGCUGCCCACACACAUCCUUAUGCUCUUCAAUGUUGGUGACCUCUGUGGCAUCGCCGUCUCCAUCAUGAUUGUGGACCGCAUCGGAAGGGCUGGCAGCUUUGUCAUAGGCUUCUUUGUCCAAGGCAUGCUGCUUGCGAUCGUCGGAAUUUUGGAUGCUCGUGAGCCGCAUCAGUACUAUUUCGCAAUUGUCUGUGGCACGUUGGCUGCAACAUGUCGGUGCUUUGCUUGGGAAUCCGCACAGAUGUGGACACUUGAGGCAUUCCCGACAGAUCUGAGAGCCAAGGCCUUUAGUACUGCUGCGGCCGUUAUGCAUUCGGUGUCGAUUCUAUCACUCAAGGUAUCUGGCCAUCAAGUGCAUCGUCUGACAGCUGCAAGCUGCCUGCUCUUCUUGGCUGCAAUGAAGAUCGCGGGCGGCUUCCUGAGUACAGGCUUGAUGCCCAAAGAGACAGCAAGGGAGCCGAUGACCGAGCGUCUGGGCAGUGGCACAAGGGUAGUCAAAUGUUCCUGA
Messenger RNA from Symbiodinium necroappetens, 1422 nucleotides. NCBI's taxonomy places the organism in Eukaryota, Dinophyceae, Suessiales, Symbiodiniaceae. The record is from the annotation of a GenBank genome assembly.